AUGGAGAAUGGCCUGGAGGGCUACUACAUCAACUACAACAUGCUCAAACAGAUUGUCAUCCGCCUGAGCGACCCAGACGACAAGAAAUAUUUGUCUGAGGACAUGAUCAACCUCUUUGUCUCCACCUUGCAAACGGAUGUAGCUCGCGCAGACUCCUUUGUGCUGCGCGAACUUAAUCUGUAUGAGCAGCUUGCCUAUGAUCAGGCCGAAGGGUCCCUCACGCGACGCCUCGAGAAACAACUCCGUCUUCAUGACUACCAAGAUUGCGAUCCAUCCGUGUCCAAGGACAAGGCCGCAGAGCGGCUGCUACGCACCAUGGUGCUCAUCCAAGAACAACUUGCGGCCAUUGACAGGUUUAUUGCCGUCAACAAAGUUGCGCUGCACAAAAUUCUCAAGAAGUUUGACCGCCGCGUACUCUCCUUGCUGGCCAAGGGCGAGCGCGCCUCCCCAGACGAGGGCGUGGAAACUAUUGAUGACAUGCCCGAUCCCGACAAGAUUCGAGUGCUCCAAGAGCGCCUCGCCACCAUUCAAUUGACUUGCGCCGAAGACACCUGCGUAGAGCGCAUCACCCAGUGUCGCCAGGCCAUGCGCAAGGUGGAACACUACGUCCUUGCGCGUUCGCUGUCCUUUUACGGCUACGUGCAAGAGCUGCGCCUUCAGCAUUGGUCUGCGCGCUUUGAUUACGACUACCAACAGUCGACGCUGCGCGCAUUUGAAGAGAGCAAUGCGCCGCUCCAGCAGGUGGCGCGCUGGUUCAACUUUAAAGAAACCGUCCAGCCCUCAGUCAUUCUGCUGUUGAACAUUCUUAUUCCGAUCAUCACCGUCGCCAUCGUCUACCCCGUCUCCGCUUCAGUCAUUAUCAACGACAAGAAUCAAACCAUCUUUGAUACUCAGGGCUAUUUCAUCUCCUCGGCCAUCACCAUCCCACCAGCCAGUCACAUUGGCACGCUUGGUCUCUCCAUUUCUUGCAUGUGCAUUCUGAUCAACGCUCUCGUCCGUUUUCGAUUACGCCAACGUCAACUGCUAGGACGCGGCUCUUUCAUGUCUGGCAUGGCAUUCACCGUCUGUUGCAUCUCUACACUAGCUGGUCUGGGUGUGGCGUCCUUUCAGCUGCACUUGAGCGUGGUACCACACGACAUUUUUGCUCUGAUAUUCUUUGCCAUGGGCGUGUUGUAUCUCGCCUUGGAGUGUUAUAUGGACUGGAUCUAUGAGCUCGAAACCAGACGCAUGCGCGUAUUCCGCCUGUCAUUGGUGGCAACAGCUACCUUAUGUGUAACCAUUAUGUUUAUUUUCAUGUUUUUGGGUCAGCCAUCCCCCGAGUUUCCGGGCUACAACAUGGAUCUGCUCUUGAUCUCCGCCAUUGCAGAAAUUAUCGGCUUUGGCGCUUUCCUGGUCUACUUUACCACCUUCUUUCCUUCCUUUGCCCAUACACGCAUUCAUGCCGUGCUGGUGCAAAAGGAGGUCCGCCGCGCUGCUCUACGCCCUGUCCUGCCCGACAAGGGACUGCGCCACACUUCCAUUUCCGCUUUGAUGACAUCGCCAACUGAGAAACGCAACCGAACCCACUCGGUGCUUGACAACUUUGUUGAUGCUGCGUCAACCUCGCUGGAUCAGAAGGUGCAAAGCAUUUUUUCCACAUCCAAGGAAGAUGAGUCAACAGCCGUCCGCGACGCUACGACCAAGGAAGCCAAUCUCACCACCAUCCAGGAGUAA
Monosiga brevicollis MX1 is the source of this 1713-nucleotide messenger RNA. RefSeq lists its product as uncharacterized. The coding region runs from base 1 to 1713 and encodes 570 amino acids. The transcript has 8 exons. Lineage: Eukaryota; Choanoflagellata; Craspedida; Salpingoecidae. The record is from RefSeq and is a predicted model, not a curated record.